Drosophila melanogaster (fruit fly) is the source of this 4759-nucleotide messenger RNA. RefSeq names its product ubiquitination factor E4B (gene Ube4B). Gene Ontology annotation, biological process: ERAD pathway; ubiquitin-dependent protein catabolic process; protein ubiquitination. The record is from RefSeq and is marked reviewed. Bases 767 to 4420 code for a protein of 1217 amino acids. Gene Ontology annotation, molecular function: ubiquitin protein ligase activity; ubiquitin-ubiquitin ligase activity; ubiquitin-protein transferase activity. Gene Ontology annotation, cellular component: nucleus; ubiquitin ligase complex; cytoplasm. The transcript is spliced from 9 exons. NCBI's taxonomy places the organism in Eukaryota, Metazoa, Arthropoda, Insecta, Diptera, Drosophilidae.
GUUUCAGAUAUUUUCAAACUAGUUCUCUUAGAGCAAAAAGGAUAUAUAAAUUGGGUAUAGAUGCUUAGAGAACAUUAUUGCAAUUAAAGGCAAAAACAAAAGUGCAAAUUUAAAAUUACAAAUAGUAUUCAAAUGAUUCACAACUUUUCGGAUGUUUAACGAAAUUUUAAAUUCGAUAAUGAAAUCAUAAAAAUAUGAGGGCCCUGCAAGGGUUAAAGCAACUAUCGGCGAACAUUCCAUCUUUAAGUGUGACCACGCCGCGGCCAGUGUGACUGUCGGCCACCAGACCAAACUGAAACACUGUUCGUCGACUGACGCGAAACCCAAAAAUUAUAAGUAAUUCAAUUGGAGGAAAGUUCGGAGGUCUGUAUUUCUUGAGCCCAUCGCCUGGCCAGUGAAGCAUUUGUGUCGAUAUACGGAUCGCAUUCGGGCGAUCCCCACAUAGAUAUAGCCAGCCGAGGGCCGAUAACCAAUCCCCACGAAGCUCGCAGAACAAAAGAGAAAUUUUUUGCGUGGUCACCACCAGACGUGGAAUUGUUCGGGUGAAUUGUCGAAACCAUAUAGAGUUCCGUAAAAUGCAAUAGUUACGGGCCGUAGCACAACCAAUACGUUUUGCAGCAGGUGAAAGUCGGUCCGUAGAGUCAGCAGCAUCAGAAGAAGCGGCGGAAAAACUACGCCACAAACAAACAAAAACAGUGAGAGAGGCGAAAACAGAUUUGGUAGCACAACUGCGCAUUGUUUCCCAGAGUACCAGCGGAUCCGAGAAAUGCCGGAAGAAGAGCCGCCACAAAAGCCCAUGGAGGAGGAGGAGGAUGAUGAUCAGGAGCAGGAUCAGGAUCAGGACCACGAACAGGAUCAGCACGAACAGGAUCAGCAGCCCCAGUUAGCGCAGGGCGAGAUACCCGGUCAGCAACUGCCUGAGCAACCCAACCCCGAUGUGCAGCCGCAACAGCCGGCCGAGUCUGUGGUGGUCACCGAAUUAUCCGCAGAAGAGAUGCGCGCCCGUCGUCUUCGGACUUUGGCUGCCCGAAGUGGCAUCCAGUGUGCCCUGGCGCCCCUGACUACUACGCCACGGAAGCCGACCAACGUCUCUGGCGAGUCUCGACUGGUACGUGAGGCCACGCCCGGCGAAAAGGAGGUAUCGCUGCCCACUUCGGCGCCCGCUUGGAGGGAACUGAGCGGAAAACCGGACAUGGAUGUGGAGAUGAAGUCGGUGGUCUCGACACCAAUGCAAGAUGUGGAUAUGACGACAGCGCUCAGCCUGCCAACAGCCGAGGCCACCAAAAGGAGUGUGUUGCAGAGUUGCAAGAUAUCCGCUGGAAAUGCCGAGUUGUCCAUUGAAACUGUAGUCGGUCCAAAAAAAAGUGCGGAUGAGCAAAACGAACAAUUGCUCUCCCGCCUACUGAAUGCCACGUGGAAUGAGUACGGUAGCGGGUCCAUCAUUUGUGCCCAGAGUGCCAGCUUCCUGGAGCAGCAGCCACACCGCAGAUUCGACUUCGAGUGCAUUGUGGCCAAUGUGCUCAUGGAGGCUGUUUUGAAGAUCUACAACGGUGAGCUGAUCGAAGGAGAUGGCGUUUCUGUUAAAGCGGACGAUAAAGAGUUCUCCUCUGCCAAGAAAAUUAAAUCAGAUGAUACGGAAGUACAGGAAAUCCUUGCCAACGCAGUAGCCACCGGUGGAGCAACUGCCAGCGGAGAAACUGCGGCUGCGGCUGCUGGCGCAUCUGGACCAAUUGAAGCAACUAGUAGCGAGGCAGCUGGUACUUGCGUGGCUCCACCAGUGCUUAGCAUCGUUGCCACCACCAAACACCACGUGCUGCUCUAUUUAAUCCGUUGCUACCAGAACUAUCAGACAGAGUGCUCCCGAAAGACGCCGCUCACCCAGCCUGCUCUGCAGCUGGCGUUUGAACAGGUGAUGCGAAUGACCGUCUUGGUGCUCACCGAUCGCAUUUACCAGAAUCUCAACGGCCACAUGGAUCAGUCUGCUCUGCUGGAUCUGAUGUACAUGGCCAAGGUGAGCGAGCCUUUCCUCAUCGACUUGAUAGCCCACACUCACCAGGAUCGCGAAGCAUUCGACACAAUUUUCAGUCAGGUGCUUCGUGGCCUCUUUGCCGGAAUGCAGCGCAAUAUCUGCACUUCCAAGAUCAGUGUGCAGCAAAUCGAAUGGCUGUCCAAACUGGUGGUCAUCAAGGUGGGCAGUGUGCGACCCAUCGCAGAUCUCGUAUCCAGGCAGCCCAACUUCCUGCCACCCAUCUGCACAAAGAUCUCCGGUCGAGAAAUAGUAAAAUGCAGCUUUCUGGGACCCUUCCUUUCCGUGUCGCUGUUCGCUGAGGAGAACAUCAAGUUUGCGGAGUUUACCACCAAGAACAAGCUUGAAGAUGCAUCCAGCUCUCGAUUGCGAUGGGAGCUGCACUCAAUGCGCACCAAUAUGCACGUAGUGUUCCAUUCACUGUGCGUAAAUGCUAGCAGUCGUCCCAAGACGCUGGAAUACAUCGCCAGUAUCCUUCGGCACAACGAUCGUCGUGUGCAGUUCGCCAGCGACGAAAAGCUGCUGGCCAGGGACGGUUUUAUGAUUAACCUGAUGAGCGUGCUGCAGCAGCUGUCGGUGAAGAUCAAGUUGGACCGCAUUGAGCCAAAUUUCCAUUACUACAAGAACUCGCUCGUUAACAUCGAGCAGGACACGAAGAUUAGGUACAGCGAGGAGGAGUACCGCAACUUCCUGGCCCGUGAUUUUAGCCAGCCCGUGGAGAACACAAACUUCCAGACGCAGUGUUGGUUCCUCACCCUACAGGCCCAUCAUCUGGGCUACCUGCCUGCCAUCCAGCGCUAUCGCCAAAAGGUGCGCGCCAUUAAAGAGCUGCAGAAACUCAUCGACGAACUGGACCGUACCAAGUCCCAUUGGAUGAACUCCCGCUACGCCAAUCGUAAUAAUCAGUUUAAGGAACGCUGGGAAAAGCAACUGCGAAAGCUAAAUCGAUCAAAAACCUGCUGCGAGAUCACUCUUUUGGAUCCGGGCCUGCUCCAGCGCUGCACGGAAUUCUACUCUACUGUCUGCGAGUUCAUGCUAUACCAGUUCGAGGGACGCCCGAUCGAGGGACCCUUCAUCUCCAAACUGCCCGUGCAGCAGCUAUUACCAACGGAUGCAUUUUCCGCACUGCCCGAGUGGUACAUCGAUGACAUCGCUGAGUUCAUCCUGUUCACCAUGCAGCAUGCCAACAUGGACAUCCGUCAGGGCAUCGACCACUCGAUCAUCACCUGGCUGCUGACCUGCGUCUGCGCAUCGCACCUCAUCAAGAAUCCAUAUGUGACUGCCAAACUGGUUGAGGUGAUGUUUGUGUUCUCCUUGAAGCCAGCCAACUCGGUUAACGCGGCGAUGUGGAACCAUGAGUUGGCCCAGAACGCCCUGGUCAGCUCACUGAUGAGAUUCUAUGUGGACGUAGAGACAACGGGCCAAAGCACUGAGUUUUACGAUAAGUUUACCAUUAGAUAUCAUAUUAGCCAUCUGUUCAAGUCCAUGUGGGAGAACCCCAUCCACCGGCAGGCCGUUAUUUGUGAAUCCCGGGUGGGAAAUCAGUUCGUAAAGUUUGUCAAUAUGCUGAUGAACGACACCACCUUUUUGCUGGACGAGUGCUUGGAGAACCUGAAGCGCAUACAUCAGACCCAGCAGCUGCUAUCAGAUAAGGCCAAUCUCAGCAAGAUGAGCGCGGAGCAGCAGCAGAGCCGACUUACUCAGCUGGCGACGGACGAGCGCCAGUGUCGCUCCUACUUGACCUUGGCUCGCGAGACAGUCGAUCUGUUUCACUAUCUGACAAGCGACAUUAAGGAGCCGUUCAUGCGCGACGAGCUCGUAGAUCGACUGAGCUCCAUGCUGAAUUUCAAUCUGAAACAGCUGGCCGGGCCCAAGUGCAACGACCUGAAGGUCAAGAACCCGGCAAAAUACGGCUGGGAGCCACGCAGUCUGCUGGCCCAGAUCUUCGACAUAUAUCUCCACCUGGACUGUGAUAGAUUCGCUGAGGCCCUGGCUGCCGACGAGCGCUCCUUCGACGUUCAAAUCUGCAAUGAGGCAGCAUCGAGGAUAAAGCGACUGGCCCUCCGAUCGGCGGUAGAGGUAGAGCGAUUCAAGGCGCUCACACAGAGAGCUCACGAAAUCUAUGUUACCAACCUACAGACUGAAGAUGAAUGCGCCGACGCACCCGAUGAGUUCAAGGAUCCGCUGAUGGACACGCUAAUGUCGGACCCCGUGGUGCUUCCCUCCGGCACGGUGAUGGAUCGGGCGAUUAUUACCCGCCACUUGCUCAACAGCUGCACGGACCCGUUCAACCGACAGCCACUCACCGAGGACAUGCUGGUGGCCAACAUUGAGCUGAAGCAGCGCAUCGACGCCUGGCGCAAGGAGCAGCGUGGCAAGCGGAACAAUUGCUAAGUCGCGCACCCUUUAACCCAUACUGCUAUACUUAGGACUAGUUUAAUGUGCAGUUUUAGUGUCUACCUAUCUUCUACAUAUAAAUAUAAAUAUUCUUUGUGCAGGAUUUAGUUUAUUUGUGGUGCCCCCGAUUUUUGGGUGGCCUGCAAGUAGCAGUUACCAUUAAUCACCGCUCCCGUUAGGAGUCCUAAUAAUUUAGAUGUUUGAAAAAUAUUGAAAAUUUUCGCAAAUCUUUCGUUGUUUUUCUACUUGGUUGCGAAAAAAACGACACAAUACCGAGUUGUGCGGGUAAUUUGGUGAUUUAAAAAAUUAAAUUUACUUGCAAUUGGAUUUCCAAAU